Messenger RNA from Symsagittifera roscoffensis, 1438 nucleotides. RefSeq names its product sphingolipid delta(4)-desaturase DES1-like. The record is from RefSeq and is a predicted model, not a curated record. Gene Ontology annotation, biological process: ceramide biosynthetic process. The coding region runs from base 304 to 1284 and encodes 326 amino acids. The transcript is spliced from 3 exons. Lineage: Eukaryota; Metazoa; Xenacoelomorpha; Acoela; Convolutidae. Gene Ontology annotation, molecular function: sphingolipid delta-4 desaturase activity. Gene Ontology annotation, cellular component: membrane.
UGAGGUUAUAUGAGUACAAUUAGAGAUAAAUGAAAUUGAAUAAUAAGGUAAUAUAUUGCUUCUAAUCCCACACUUAAAUUAUUUAUACCAGCUAGAACGCUUAUUUUACCGACCUAUUCAAAAACGAAGCUAACACAAAAGAUUUAAAAAAAACGGAACAAAACUGAAUAAUGAUUCUUCGUGAUUGAUGAUUUUGGUUUCGUUUUCAUAACAGCAAAAAACGUAGUUUCAUAGUUUUCAAGAAAAUUUUCAAAUAUCAGAUUGAAGUUUUUCUGCUUUUCUUGUCAGCUAUUGCUUUUAAUAAUGGGAGCCAAAUGCACUCGGUCUGAGUUUGAAUACACGUAUUCGGACGAACCCCACUCAACUCGUCGGAAGCAAAUUUUAGCCAAAUAUCCAGAAGUCCGGCAGUUAUAUGGCAACGACUACACGAUGCUUGCAAUGAUGCCGUUUAUUGUCGCAUUUCAAACCUGGAUGUCUUGGGUAGUCGGAAGAUCCUCGUGGCCAAUCACAAUUGCCUUCUCUUACGUAAUCAGUGGAACAAUCAACCAAUCGCUGAUGCUCGCUGUGCACGAGAAUUCACAUAAUACUGUAUUUGGAAGUCGCAGACAACUAUGGACUCGGCUGUUCGGAAUAUUCAUGAAUUUGCCGAUCGGAGUGCCGAUUUAUGUGUCGUUCAAAAAAUACCACGGGGAUCAUCACACGUUUCUGGGGCACCAUGAAAAAGACAGGGACCUGCCACAUCCGUUGGAAGCUAAGUUAUUCAACCGACCAAUCACAAAGAUAUUGUGGCUCAUUUUGAACCCCCUUCUCUACACUUUGCGACCUACUCUCGUGUACCCGAAGCCUUUUGUCUGGUGGGAACUCAUCAACCUCAUCGUUCAACUUCUUUACGACUACUUCGUCUUUUCCUACCUCGGUGGAAUUAAAGCUAUUUUCUACCUGGUUGGCGGUUCGAUUCUCGGCUCGGGCCUUCAUCCAAUGGCCGGUCAUUUUAUCUCCGAACAUUACAUUUUCUUUGAUAAAGGACAACAAACUAGCAGUUAUUAUGGACCAAUGAACUAUCUGGCCUGGAAUGUCGGCUAUCACAACGAGCAUCACGAUUUUCCCUGGAUUUCAUUUCGCAAGUUGCCCAAAUUGACUAAAAUUGCACCCGAGUUCUACAAAGAUCUACCUCAUCACACUAGUUGGGUUGGAUGUCUGAUUAAAUUCAUUUUCGACCCAGAAGUCGGCCCUUUUGCGAGAGUAAAAAACGCAGCUUCUGUCGAUAGAGCAAAAGACAGUUAGAUGGAUGAAAACCAAGAACUAAUUUUUUCAAGCAGUUAACCAGAAUGAGAUCAAUAAAUUAGGGCCUCUCACCAUGUCACAGUUAAUACAAAAUUAAAUUCGACAGCAAUAAUGAUGUGCCGCAAAGUUUGAUUAGAAUAUUGUCUGCAUUAUU